Molecule: messenger RNA, 4103 nt
Organism: Sturnus vulgaris (Common starling)
Lineage: Eukaryota; Metazoa; Chordata; Aves; Passeriformes; Sturnidae
Gene: DDIAS
Product: DNA damage induced apoptosis suppressor
Biological process (GO): negative regulation of intrinsic apoptotic signaling pathway in response to DNA damage
Cellular component (GO): nucleus; cytoplasm
Source: RefSeq, a predicted model, not a curated record
GGUCAGUCGGACCGGACCGACUGCUUGCUGUCGGCCGCGAAGAGGCUCAGGGGUGCAAACGGGACUGAGAUGUGUUAACGACUCGUGCUUUGGUUUUCCUUAGGGAGAGAGCGAGGCAGCGGGAUCACCAGAGGGCAGCAGGAACCGCGCAGGGAGCUCGCUGAAAGGCUGCGAGCGCGGCGGGAGCAGCUGGAGGGCUGUGUGAUGAUUCCCCGGCCGGGCGCUGAGAGAUCAUCAUUUCCUGAAGACUGCUGUUAAAAUAACCCAACUGAAAGCAGUUAAUGUUAACAUCUGAUGAGAACUCUUGGAACCAUUUCGACUUACUCGUUUCAAGUGAUGCUGUGAGCACAUGAAUAGUGUGCAGGGACUCUUGGCUGCCUCUGUGAUUUCCAUCCAGAAUUCCUGCUUCGUCUAUCCUGCCUGUCAAAACUGCUUUUCUAGGCUGACACUGGAUUCCAGGAGGUUCAACUGUCUAAAAUGUGGCUGCACAGGUGAAGCUAAAGAUGCAAGCUACAGAUAUAGGUUGUCCCUAAAGAUUGCUGACACUAAUGAUUUGUUUGACAUCACUGUUUUUGGAAGUUGCUUAGAUCCAUUCUUUGGGGUCACCGCAGAAAAUCUGCAGAGGUAUGUUCAAGACUUCAGUCAGCUGUCAGGAGAAACAAACACAGAAUCAUCUACAAGAGUGUUAGUUCAAGCAGUAGAAGCCUGUUUCAUUGGAAAAAGGUUUCUAUUUGGAGUGAAGGGUUGUGCAAGGGAAGAUGGAGGGCAUUCUGCUGCCAGCAGCGUCUUGCAGAAGUGUUCCAGAAUUAAUAGAAGUACGAGAAACCUUGUAGCAUGCCAGAUCUUCCUGCCAAAUGCUGCUGUUACUGGUUUUACUGUUAUCGGCUACUUAGAUCAUCUCCUGCAGUCGGCAAAAUUCAGGAGCUGUAAUAACAGCUCAUGUUUACCUGAUGUGUCAUCAGCUCUCGUAGAUGAACCUCUCAGUGAGCUCAGCAGCUUGUCUAGCCUGAGCAGGAGCUCCUGCUUUGUUCAGUCUAGUGGCAGGAAAAGUUUUUUAGGGUGCUGGCAGCAGUCCUUCAGUCUGACUUCAUCUGUUGCUUGGGUAACAGCGGAAGACUUUCCUACUCUGGAAGUGGGAAAGCUGUUGAGUGAACAGCAUGAACAAGAGGAGAGGCCUGUCUCUGCAGAAUUGGGCAAUGUAAGCCUCAACAAUCAAACUCUUUGGGACUCACAGUUUCUGAUCUCUUCUGUGAAGGAAGGGGGUAAAGAGAAGGAUAAUGAAUCAAAUUCACAGCUUAAUCGAACUGACAGUAUCUCUGCAACUGAUAAAUUAGAGAGAGUUUCCUCUUCAAACACCAAAUAUUCACAUGGAAACAGUUCCAAGUUGUUACAACAUCCCUUGAAACCUGAGGUAAAAAACAAUUACCCAAAACCUAAUAGUAGAAAUUCUUGUUACCCAGAAAAAUCCCACAACUCCCUUGUUUGCAAGAGAGAUGCCUCAGCUCCUAAUCACACAAACGUAGUUGGAGUGUCUCAGAUGGACUCUAUGCUCUGGGAAGAGCUCCCAUUCUCAGAAAGCCUAAACGAAUUGUUAGCCAGAAUAGAGGAUGGCAGAAGUGUUGUGACAUCACCUAGCCUUGAUGCAGGCAAACAUGUCCAUCUUGAAAGUAGCAAGUUGGGUGUAAAUCUUAACAAAUCAUGUUCCAGGCAAGCUGUAGGUGAUUUGCCUGCAGCCAGUGUCUCAGGGAGGCUCUUGCCACCAGCAGAGAAUGAUAGUUGGGAGAGCACAGUGUUUGCUUGUCAUCAGUCAAAUGCAAACCCUCUGAGUGAUGUUUCACAAUGUGAGUCUUCCCCUAGAGAUUUAUCUUCAACCCUCAAGGAAGGUGGAGCAUCCUUGCCAAUUACACCAGAGCCUUCUGUUUCUCAGAGCAGAUGUGUGCAGUCCGAAGAAGCAAAUAGUGACCCUGCAAAUUCAUCUUGGUCUUUUAUUAGGCUGCAUGGAGAAACCUCCUGUUUAAAAAACGGUAAGACAGCCACCUGUGUACAUUCAGCAUGUGAAAGCUUUUUAGCUGCUUGUGAAAAUAAAGAAAACUGUUCUACACCAAGCCAAAAAACAGAUCUUACACUCACAGAGGCCCAGGUCUCUGAUCCACCAACUCCCAACAAGGCAAGGAGGAUAUAUAAAAGAGAAUUAAAACCAUUGACAGAACUGUCAGAUAAUACCUUAAAAAGUGUUAGUAGGAAAGAGCUGCAAUGGAACACCAACUUCCCUGAAGGCAGCUACAAUGCUUCUGCUGAUCUCUUUGAUGCAAGUGUAAGAGAGGUAGCAAAACCUGUGGAAUUCUUAAAUAAAUCAUGUAAUUCUUUAAUACAGGAUGAUACAUUGACAGAGAAGGUCACAGCUGAAUCGAUGCUUUCUCCUGGAGGUGUUCCUUGUAACAGUUCAAAACUGAGCUCAUCCCUACACAGAUCCCCUCAUGCUUUCAGCAAGCACAGUACACCUGUAACUUCCUCCUUUUGUGAUUCAGAAUGCAGUUCAGUUUGCGCUCAGGACUUUGUUCCUUAUUCACAGUCAACUCCUAUGACAAAAGAUCUGCAGAAACUAUGGCCUGUUGGGGAAAGAAGUUCUUUUAUCACCAUCUUCACCCCUAAGAAUCCCACUAAAAUCCAUUCCAAAGGCAAGCGAUCCAGGUCUUCCUUUCAGAACACUCUGCUGCAGCAGCUUACCAGCAAGUUAGUAAAACGUGGGAGACCAAGGAACAGGGAAGACAAAGAAAGUGGCAGCUCUGCUUCUCAGCAAUUCCUUAACAGCCAACUGCCUGCCAGCUUGGAGGAGUGGACUCCUCCAUCUUCAAACAAAGGGCUGAAACCAACUGCAUCUUCAAAUUUGAAAACAGUUAGCUGGGCUGCUGACUUGCAAUCCACCUGUGGGCAUGCUGGCCAGAACCCUAUUUCUGAAAGCAGAAAGAACAGUGAAAAUGAUGAAAAUCUCAUCCAAAAUGAGGGAAUAAGCCUUGGGGAUAGAGCCAGGAUUCUAACAAUUCCUUUAUCUGCAAGUGUCACUAAGACCUCGUUUUUAAAUGAUCCAGUCCUGAAAACUUGUUCCCCUCCAGAAGGGAGGAGUCACCUCCCAGGUGGAAAUUAUUCAGGGGUUAUGUUGGAAAGGCCAACUGUCUGGUCCCCUGAGCUGUUCUUCCAAGCACAAACUCCUUUUUCCAAUAAGCCAAAAUACUAAGAAAGAUAUAUUUCUAUGCUGUGUUCUUUUUAAUUAUUUUUACAAACUUUUAGGAAGGAUCCAGUGGAAGAAAAAAGCUACUUAAAAGUUAAAUCGUUUAUUCACCUGUCAACAUAUGUCUUGCAAAGAGGAGUUAGGUUUAUUUUCAGACCUUUGUACCACAGAGAUUAGGGAAACUACAAUUUGUAGUUACUAUAUUUUCUUGAAAAUAAUUAGGAUGUGCAAUAAACACUUUUGUAAAUGUGCGAGUAUUGAAUAGAUCCUACUUAAUAAAAUACAUGUAGGUGAAGGGUUUUAAUGUUCUCUCUUGUCUUUACAUCACAAGAGCAGCACUGGAAUCCAUGUCCACUCCAGAUUCUUGCCUGAUGAUUCUGGCAGGAGAAGGGCCAAGUUUUCAUCGAAGAUUUGAUGGUACCUUGUAUCUGAGCCCAUUUGGGAUCCUGUGACUGCCUUGAGUUGGGUGAAGGGGACCGUCUUGAAAGCUUGGUAGCAGCUCCCAGUUUUCCUACAGGCUUUUUCAAGUUAGACUGCUAGGGGCAGAUUCCUGACAGUCUUUCCUUUCCUUGCUUUAAAGUCUUUCAUAUCCCUAACCCAAAACAGCUGCCUUUAGGGUCAUUGAACAGAGAAAUCUUGGAUCUGCUGCUUCUAAGCUUGUAAGUCAGGUCCUGCAGAAGGAAGUGUGAAGCUGGUGGCACAGGAUCUGAGCAGCCUGAAAAUGCUGACAUUUUGUUGUGAGUGAGUGUUUUAAGGUCCUAGUGUGGCCCAAGAGGGUGGAGGGAAUGCAGCACACCUGUAGAACCAGAAACAGACCUAAAAGUACUUGCUGUGACUUUUGAGGUAUAAAAUAAAUAUAAACCAUUUUACAUUG